Messenger RNA from Drosophila eugracilis, 2584 nucleotides. RefSeq lists its product as uncharacterized. The record is from RefSeq and is a predicted model, not a curated record. Lineage: Eukaryota; Metazoa; Arthropoda; Insecta; Diptera; Drosophilidae.
GUUCGAUGUGAACUCGCGAGCGGCCAACACGUAAGCGGCGCGUUGUGCAGCUGAGUUAAAAAAGCUAGUAGCAAAACAAAUACAAAAAAACACCAACAACCAACUCGAUAAUAGGCAGCGGCGCAACUGAAGUGUGAAUUCAUAUUGAGGUUAUGUAAUACAAAAAAAUAGAGAAAAUCGCGAAAACAAAACGCAGCUGCAUUAGUCAGGUCACACGCUCACCUGAAAAAAAAUAAAAUAGUUAAUUCCAAGCACGCGCAUCGUUUAAGUACAUUACGCAUUCGCUAUGGAGGAAUCGAACAAUCCAGCGCAGGCGCAGGCGCAAAGUCAUCCUUUGGAAGAUGUUUCCCUUAAUGGAAACGAAGACGACAAGCAGACGCCCAAAAAUUGGGUUAAAUUCGACGACGAGGCGGAUAGCGGUGAAAAAAACAAUAACAGUAACGAAGGCAAUGCCACACAGCAACCACAACAACAGCAGCCGCAGCAGCAACAACAAAACAAGUUAACUCUGCCGCCACCGCCGUCGGUGGUUAGUAGCAACAACAACAGGCGGGCGCGCUCGCGCAGUCCCUCCGCAACAACAACAACACCUGUCCAGCGCCCAGCCGUUUCCUCCACCACAGCUGGGACACCGGGCGAGGUGCAAGCUCAGGCCUCCUUGCCGGAUGUGGCACCCGCUGUUUUGACAACCGAGAGCACGCACGUUAAUCUGAGUGCAUCCGGCAGCGGCAUCGUCAGCGGAGCAAGUGCAAAUACAAGUGCAAGUGCCAGUGGAUCUGCAUCUGGUCCGGUCCGACAGCAGCUAAUAAACCAAAAAGCCUCCGCUGCCGCCUCUCCAUCACCGGCUGCAGCGACAUCUUCUAGCCACCAUCACAAUGGUGGUGGCGCCAACGGAACUGGAAUUAGCCAGCCGGCGGAUCAUAGUUCCGGAAUGCGCACAAUCGAACUGUCAACGGGUCGCAUUCGCGAGGGAUUCGCAAAUGGCGAUGUGAUUGUCACCCUUCUUCCGGCCAACACGAAAUGGCCAUGGAUUACGCCUGCCAUAUUUCGACCGGAGCUGGUGCCCGAAGAGCUGAUGGCUCAGGGGUUGACGCUCACCGUAGAGGACUAUGUGAAUGCAAUGGAGACGUUGGUCAACGACUACCGCUUCACCGUGUACAACAUUUGCUAUAAACGCAUCCUGGUCUGCUGGAUCCUGUUCGCCUUUACGGUUUUGCUGGCUCUGCUCUUCUCCGGUCUGCAGGGAGUGGCCCUGUUUGCCCUAGGUGUUGGGUGGCUCUUUCUGAACGCAGCUGCCAUCUUUCUGUGCAUGUGGGUGAAGUUGCGCCUGUCUCGAGGCCUUGAAAAAUGCCUGGCCCGCGUGAACCGGCAGCUUAUGCGCCACAAGAUCCUGUUGGUUCUGGAUGAUCGAGGUAGAAUCUCGUGCCACAAGGUUAACCUGUGCUUUAUGUAUUUUGAUGCUACCCAAUGCGUAAACUUCCUGAAUGAGUUCUUGGAGCACACGGAACAGACUGGAGGAGAUGCUAUUAAGGCAGGUUGGGAGGCGAAACUGGACAUUGACCUCAACGAUAUUGUUAUCCAGGGCAGCCAGCCGGUGCGAAUGCCCCGCAAGCAGGAGCGCGGUCUGCAGCUGUUCCUGCGCUAUGGAUCCCGCUGGGGCAUGGAAGCCCUCAGGGGUCUGGUGGAUGUAACCCCCUUGGAGCCGGGACGCCACUGCGGACAGUUCCAGUGCCCCUGCCAGUACAUCAAAGAGCACCUGCAGUGCAAACCGCGAGGUGCGAGGCGAUUGUAUCUGUGCUAACUGCAGAUUCCCAGAUUACCUCCAGUUCGGGGAUAUUUUUUUGUUGCCAUGGGUAAGUAUAUGAGUUUUGGGGCGAUUUGAAAAAAGAAAAUCACUCAAACAGUUGUACUCUAACGAACCCAACCAAAUUAAAAACAAAACCCGAUUUCACGCUCCAAUAAAACAAAUUUAAACUCUUGCGGCAAAGGCGGCGUGUGGCUAGAAUGCGCCAUUAAAUUUCCCCCCUUCGAAAAUCUAGACCCAAAACAAAAACCCAAAACCCAAACCCAUUUGCCGUGAAACUCUCGAGGAACUCGUUAGCCCAACUGCACUCCAAUCGACAGCGAGUCAAAAGAGGUGCAGCCGGUGGCCAAAGGCAUUCUGGCACCAGGGGCGCGUAAACUAAUCGCAAACAAACAAACAAACAAAUACUCGCACUCCAGCCCACUCGAACCCACACACAAUCAUUACGCUCAUUCCAAAAAACCAGAUCCGGGGCUCAUCAAAGUUUCGCUAGCUUGCUAGCUACUAGCUGCUGCUGCAUUUUUCGGAAAUUCAAUUCAUUUGUGUAAUUUUCAUUUGAAUUACAGCCAUCAAAAGUACCAUGGUUAGAGGAGGGGGCGGCCAUUCCGGUGGGCGUAGCAAGCGCUGAUGGCCCGCACUUUGAGCGCUUUCUAAGGAAGAAUGCGAAAAUGGUUUCCCUAACUGAUGUAAAUUUUAAGUUUUUGUUUAAUUAUUUUUAGUUUUCUUGUUUUUGAAUUUUGUUUCUUUUUGUUGAAGAAUAAAUUUGUGUCUCUUUUGUAA